Linum trigynum is the source of this 678-nucleotide messenger RNA. Lineage: Eukaryota; Viridiplantae; Streptophyta; Magnoliopsida; Malpighiales; Linaceae. The record is from the annotation of a GenBank genome assembly.
AAUAUCAUUUUCUAAGUGAAUGUUUAGCAACUAUAACUCACAACAAUCACAAUUUCCUGAGCAAUGGAGACGAGUUUACUAGUCACGGCGGUUUGUUUGUGUGCAUUAUUGAUCGCUACAAAAGUUGAAGCUGCAUCUGGUCAGAAAGCCCAUUUUGCAUGGCUAAGUAACGUCAAGAUUAGAUACUCGGGCCCGGUGAUCGAGUACGGCGCUAUAGAGAAGGGUGCAGUCCCUUGUGGUGGAGAAAAACCUUGCCCCAAGAUACCGGCGAACCCAUACGAGAGAGGAUGCUUGAGAAUUCUUCGUUGUCGUACUGAACACAAUCCGACCAAAGCAUCAUCUGUCAACGAGAAUACUGACGAGGAUGUUGAAAUGAAAGGUGACGACGUCGUCAGAAAAUACGACGACGACGACAAGCAUGUUAACGAAUGGGGGAACUACGGUGACCAACAACAUGUAAUUGAGAGGACCAAUAGCGACGAAAGGGUGUACAUGUACUUGAAGAAAGACACACGUAAACAUGACAACAAAAUGGGUAGAAAGCUUAUGGGGAAGAUGAUGAUGAUGAUGCGAGAAGAUCAUUAAUCACAAAUUCAUAUAGAGCUUAAGAAAUAAUAGGGCUAGGAGUGGUUUUUUAUUUUUUAUUUUAGAUACUUAGAGUAAAAUAAAUAUUUCAUG